Molecule: messenger RNA, 798 nt
Organism: Marasmius oreades (fairy-ring Marasmius)
Lineage: Eukaryota; Fungi; Basidiomycota; Agaricomycetes; Agaricales; Marasmiaceae
Exons: 8
Coding region: 1-798 (265 amino acids)
Biological process (GO): mitochondrial respiratory chain complex III assembly; translational termination
Molecular function (GO): translation release factor activity
Source: RefSeq, a predicted model, not a curated record
AUGUUCAUUUCCGCCGAACUUCGACGGUCGGCACGCGCUGCGUAUCGUGCUCUAUACAGAGCAUCUUCAUUUACUUUUGCUGGAGAUGAACCGGUUCUAAAAGCAUUUCGGUCAAAGAUGAGAGAGGAUGCCCUGGCUGCUAAAGCCGAAACCGACCCAAUCGCCUACCAACAGCACACCAAACACGCGCGAGAUAUUGCGACAUUUCUGAGAAGGAAUAUCGUACGAGCUACCAAAGUGGAAGCCGCGGAUACGGACAAUAGCCAAGCCACCUGGACCUUGCAUUUGCAUGACCAGACUGAACUCGGUGACAAUGAAUCCAUAAAAAACUCCCCUAAGAUGGAGUCAAGUCGUACUUCGAGAAGACGCGAAAGAGAUGCUUCAACUUCAGAACUUGCUGCUCAGCCAGUCUCUGAUUCUUCGGCGCGUCCGAUAUAUUUCUCGGCGCUCAAAAAGGCUCACAGAAAUAGGACAGUGCCAGAGCUAGACGAAGCUGAUGUAGAGGAGGUCUUUGUUCGAGGUAGUGGCCCGGGUGGGCAAUCAGUGAACAAGACGGAAAACAACGUUCAACUUUUACAUAAACCGACAGGCAUAAGAGUUAGUUGUCAAGAAUCACGGUCUCUCAGCCUCAAUAGACAGCUUGCGCGCCGACUCCUUCUCGAAAAGUUGGACCAACUGUGGAACCCCAGCUUGUCAAAAGAAGGAUUUAAACGAGCGAGACAGCGUGAAAGAGAAAGGCGGAGAAGAAAGAAGGCAAAAAAGAAGGCUAUGACAAACAGGAAGAUACAAAGACAGUAG